AUGGCAAAAAAGAAGCUGUCCCUCAAACCCGUACAGAGGGGGUUCGCAACCACCUCGGCCGCCAAGAAACCCCAGUCACAGCAACCGCCCUCCCCUCUGAGCCAGCACGACGCCACGCCGGAGGAGCCCUUGGGUGACCAGCCCAGGGAGAAGGUAGAGGCAGAAUCCACAGACGCAAAGAAGGAAGAUUGGGAGGACGACGACGCGACAGAACGCAAUGCGUUACAAGGCUUCGUUGACAGGCUUCACGAAAAAGGAGAGAAGGAGGUCGUCAGAGUCAUCAAGGCUAUUGAAUUUGACCAGCGUCUUGGGGCAUCGUUCCCCAAAGUUGAGAUCAAUCAGUCGUUACGAGACCAGGCUCUGGAAACAGCUCUAGAAGAAGAGCGAGCGAAUCUCAUUGAUCCAUCCAAUCCCCCAACGGUAACUCACCCAGCUGCCAACGCUCCGGAAACCGAGAAGGGUCUUCUUCGUUUCUUCAUCGCCUACCAUGUCCUUCAAAGGCUCGGCUUUAGAACAGCAAGGAUCGAGCAGUGCUUCUUGCAGGGCUUACAGGAAGGCGAGGGAUGGGAGGAAGCCCUGGAGUGGCUAUGGCUACAUUGCACUGAAGAUGAGUGUCUGCAGAAAGGAGAGUUUGCCAAGCAAGAAGAGCGGCCACUCGAAGAGCCGGAAGAAGCUCUACUACCUGCUUUGGAAUCUGUGAUCGAGGAGAAGGUGAUCCAAGACGCUCCACCAUUACAAACAGCCUCGGUCGUUACAGGCCCAGACCCUUCAACAACGGCGACUUCGUUAUUCCAGGCGGCCGAUUCCGAAUCGGAUAGUGGGUCAGACUUGGAUGAUGGUAACAGCGUCAACGAACAAUGGGCACGGCUGCAGCUCUCGCUCGACACACUGAGAGGGCCUGGGUCAGGCAAGAAGGGCAAGAAGGGAAAGGGGUCUGGGGUGGUCUUGGACACACCAGAAAUCAGACGAUUGAAGGAGAAAAUCGCGGCGGUUGAAAAGGAAUACAUGUUCAGUCGAAAACAUGCUGACUCGAUAUUGAAGACGCUGAAAAGUCAAAGGAAUGCCGAGUCAAUUGCUGCAAAAUUCAAGGGACUCUCGACCAAACCCGAAGAGAAGGCUGAGGAACAGGUCGACAAAGACGUUCAGCCAGAAAACGAAAGAACCGGACUACCGGUCCAGGAAGAGGAGGAGAAACCCAAAGCGACGGAUAGUAGCAAUAUCCUUGAUGCCUCUGCGUCCGACGAUGACGAUGGCGGCGGUCUGUUUGGUGCUAUGCUCGACGAGCCGACAAAGCCAAAGUCCGGCAUUCAACCCGACACUGUACCCUCUUCAUCAACUAGCAUAUCAGUCCGAUCAAUGCCUAUUCCUAAGCAAUUGUCCUUUGCGGGAACCAUACCCAAGAAUGUGCUCAAGGCAGCAUUUUCAAAAGCCACCAAGCAAGUGGUGCUCUCGUAUGUCAACCUGUCUGGUCAUAGCAAGGCCGCAAGGGCAGGCUUGGAAUGUCGAUGGCAAUCUGGCAGUGACAAAGGGAGAAGAAUAUGGAGGAUGGACGAUAUUGCGUGCGAUGACAUGGCUCAAGCCGAAAACUAUGUUUCCACUUUAGCUUUGUCGGAUCUGGAAGCCGAGAAGCUCAUCAGUGGAGUCAACUGGAGGACGAUGCCUGUCGCCUACCGAGAACUGUGGGAGGAGCUUGGUAUUGAAAAGAAGGAGAAGGAGGAUGCCAGUCGAAGAGAGGUCUGGAAAACGAUCAAGAAGCUUUGGGACGCCAAAGCGACCGAGGUGACCAUGGAGAAGGGCAUAGUCGACAAAUCGUCAGGUGGGAAAGAGAAGGAUGGGGGACAAACAAAGGGAGUGGAGAUGGACAAAGAGGAUGUCUUUGUCAAGGACCUUCAAGACGAUUACGCGAAACGCCGAGAAUCCGCGCCUUAUCAAAAUAUGCUCAAGCAACGAGACACUCUCCCUAUCGCCUCCUUCCGAGAUGAGAUCCUAGCGACGCUCGAACAAAAUCAAGUGAUGGUGUUCAGCGGUGAGACGGGGUGCGGGAAAUCCACUCAGCUGCCGUCUUAUAUCCUUGAGAACCAACUUUCACAGGGUAAGCCCUGUAAGAUAGUUGUCACCGAGCCGAGACGAAUCAGUGCUAUUUCACUGGCCCAGAGAGUGUCUCAAGAGCUUGGUGAUGCUACUGGUGCCGUCGGCUCUCUUAGCAGUCUGGUCGGCUACAGUAUUCGACUGGAGAGUAAAACAUCCGCAAACACGAGGCUGUCGUUUGUCACGAAUGGUAUAGCUCUGAGGAUGCUCGAGUCUGGAUCUUCUGGCGACAGCAAGGGUACUGCUUUCGACGAGAUCACCCAUAUUAUUGUUGAUGAGGUGCACGAGCGCUCGAUUGAGUCCGACUUUCUCUUGAUCGUGUUGAAGAAUCUCUGUCAAACCAGACCUGACCUCAAGGUUGUCCUCAUGUCUGCCACGGUCGACGCUGAGAAGAUUUCAAACUUCUUCGGGAGAGCGCCCUAUAUGAGCGUACCGGGUAGGACUUUCCCGGUGACUGUAAACUACCUUGAAGAUGCAGUCCAGCUGGCUGGCUGGAGUAUCGACGAGAGGUCACCUUAUGCUGUCAGGGGACGUAGGCAAAAGCCACAAUCGCAGAUGUUGGAAUGGAAUGAGGAGGGUGCAAAGUCGGACUCUGAUCCUUCGGACGAUGAGGAAGAGUCGACGUCUGUUAAUCCGGCCAAGCUAUCUUCUGCGAGAUACAGCUCCCAGACGGUCAAUACCCUCAACUUGCUUGAUUCUCGGCAGAUCCCGUACGACCUUAUCGUUGCCUUGCUGGAAAAGGUUUGCUAUGGCUCGCUCGAGCACGUAACAUUCUCUCAGGCUACGCUGGUAUUCAUGCCUGGCCUGGCAGAGAUAAGGAAGUUGAACGAUAUGCUUCUAGCCCACCCACAAUUCGGCAGUCAAGAGUUUGUUGUGUGGCCUUUGCAUUCCAGUAUCUCUUCGGAAGGUCAAGGUGCCGUGUUUCAGAAACCACCGAAGGGAGUCAGGAAAAUCGUCAUUUCAACCAAUAUCGCUGAAACUGGUGUCACUAUUCCUGAUAUCACAUGCGUAAUAGACACAGGAAAACAACGCGAAAUGAGGUAUGACGAGAAGAGACAGCUGUCUCGUUUCGUCGAGUCCUAUGUCGCGCGGAGUAAUGCCAAGCAAAGACGUGGUCGAGCGGGUCGUGUCCAAGAGGGUCUCGCCUUCCAUCUGUUCACCAAAGCCAGACAUGACACCCAGCUCGCUGAGCAUCCGAUACCCGAGAUGCUGCGUCUUUCUCUUCAAGAUCUCGCCCUUCGUAUCAAGAUCCUCAAAGUACCGCUCGGCAACACCAUAUCGUCGGUGCUUCUACAGGCCCUUGAUCCCCCCUCUGCGAUCAACAUACAGCGUGCCAUCUCCUCACUUGUGGAAGUUAAGGCUCUUACGGUCAACGAGGAUAUUACACCCUUGGGGAGAUUGCUCAGCAAGCUGCCGAUGGAUGUACAUCUAGGCAAGUUCCUGUUGGUUGCGGCCAUGUAUGGAUGUUUGGAUCCCGCUUUGACAAUAGCGGCAACCCUCAACUCAAAGAGCCCGUUCGUCACACCGUUUGGCUUUGAAUCGCAAGCGAGAGCUGCCAAAGCAGGAUUUGCAAUUGGUAACAGCGAUUUUCUUACUAUCGCCAACGUUUUCGCAAGCUGGAGACGGGCAUCUGACAAUCCUAAUUUUGUUCGGACUUUCUGCAAGAGAAAUUACGUCUCCCACCAAAACUUGCAGCAGAUCGAAGAGCUUCGCCAGCAGCUACUUGCAUACCUUGUGGACACGGCGUUCGUGGAUACCACACCCGAACAGCGGCGAGCUAUCAGCCAGAGCCGUUUCUCCAAAGGGGUGCGAACACGAUUUGUCCCCGUUCCAGCGGCAGUCAAUGUCAAUGGCGAAGACUUCAAGGUAUUAGGCGCUGCACUUGUCUCCGGCUUAUAUCCCAAACUUUUGGCCCUGGACCCAUCCGGCGGGCUGAAGACUAUCACUAACCAGCAACCUGUUGUGAUUGUAAGUACUAUACAUAGCAUCGUCCACAUGUCUCUUAUCUACUCUCAUAGCACCCCAGCUCAGUCAACUUCAAAGUUCCCUACAAGUCUUUUGGGACCAACUAUCUCGCAUACUUCACCAUCAUGCACUCCAAGAGGCUGUAUGCAUGGGAAACAGGGCCCGUGGAAGAUACGGCGCUAG
Cryptococcus amylolentus CBS 6039 is the source of this 4236-nucleotide messenger RNA. RefSeq lists its product as hypothetical. Lineage: Eukaryota; Fungi; Basidiomycota; Tremellomycetes; Tremellales; Cryptococcaceae. The record is from RefSeq and is a predicted model, not a curated record. Gene Ontology annotation, molecular function: RNA binding; ATP binding. The coding region runs from base 1 to 4236 and encodes 1411 amino acids. Gene Ontology annotation, cellular component: intracellular anatomical structure. The transcript is spliced from 11 exons.